AUGAUAAAAGUGGAAUUGAGCGAUGGUAUCAAUCAUAUUCAUGCGAUUGAAAUUUGUGAGCCAAUCUUCGACCUCGAAUCAAUUGUUCCCGGAAUGAAGAUAAUUCUCAUCGACAAAGUUCGAUGUAGACGAGGAAUUCUUUUACUAGACUCUAGUAAUUGUCAGAUUCUUGGCGGACAAGUUGAACAACACAAUUAUUUGCCGGUGGAAAAAAUGGCGAAAAUGUUGAAGAUUGAUUUGGAUGCGGAGACGAAGAGGAAAACGUAUGAACCAAUUUUUUCCCCCAAGAAAAAUUUAUAUUUUCGCCCCCUAAUUUCAGAUUGGCCAACGAAAAAGCGGCUGAAAUUCGGAAAACUAGAAAAGUGAAACAAGUUUUGACACAAUCUACAAUCUCACCAUUUUUGGUCAAAAAGAAUCGGAAAGAACCCGAAACGGAUGAUUUUGAUUUGGUUGGUGUUACUCCGAUGGAAGUUUCGAAUAUCACAUUGGCAGCUGAAAAGGAGGAGGGUGAUGAUGUUAUUUUCACACCACUUCCUGUUGAGAAAUUGCCAACUAAUACUAUGCAAAGGAAAGGUGAGACAGGUAAUUUUCAGCCAUUUUUCAUGAAUUUGGAAUCGAAAUUUCAUGAUUUUCAGCCCGAAAUUCAUAAUUUUCAGCCUGAAAUUCAUUUUAGCUGGAAAUUCACAUUUUUCAGCUUAAAAUUGAUGAUUUUCAGCCAUUUAUAUUACAAAUAUUUUUUUCCAGAACCCGAAUCGAUAAAAAACAAUAAUUUCGAUGAUGUUAUUUUCACACCACUUCCUGUUGAGAAAUUGCCAACUAAGACUAUGCAAAGGAAAGGUGAGACUGGCAAUUUUCAGCAAUUUUUCACGAAUUUGGAAUCGAAAUUAUCGAAAUUUAAUGAUUUUCAGCCUGAAAUUCAUAAUUUUAGCUGGAAAUUCAUAAUUUUCAGCUUAAAAUUUGUGAUUUUCAGCCUGAAAACUCAUGAUUUUCAGCCAUUUAUAUUACAAAUAAUUUUUUCAGAACCCGAAUCUAUAAAAAACAAUAAUUCCGAUGUUAUUUUCACACCGCUUCCUGUUCAGAAAUUGCCGACUAAGAAUUUGCAAAGGAAAGGUGAGACUGGCAAUUUUUAGGCUGAAAUUCAUAAUGUUCACCUGAAAAUCCAUGAUUUUCAGUCAUUUAUACUUCAAAUAAUUUUUUCAGAACCCGAAUCGAUAAAAAACAACUUUGAUGAUGUUAUUUUCACUCCACUUCAAGUCGAAAAAAAUCCGCAAAAAGGUAAAAUAAAGAUUUCACGUGAAAACGUGUAUUUAAAUUGUUUUUCAUUUCUAAUUUUUAUUUUUAGAUUCAAGACCUCAAAAUGACUUGAAUUUCAAUGUUUUCUCAAAACCACCUAGAAUUCAAGAAGAGCCAAUUCCUAAACGACCUCCGAUGACAACAAAUGUAUCGAUUGCUGAAAUCAAUGAGAAAAAAACCGAUUUUUCCAAACUAGAUUUCAGAAAAUCGGAAGAUUUCAACGUUUUUCCGAAUCGAAAACCAAAAAUGCUGACUCGACAAUUAUUGGAGGAUUCUGAGCCACGCCUUAAACCUCCACAAAAAGAGCCGGAAAUUGAGAUUUAUGAGCCGGGAAAAUUGCGAAAUCUAUUGCCGAAUGAUCGAAUUUCGUGGCAGCCGGAGAGUGUGAAAAAUGAAUUUGAGGAUUAUGAAUCGAGAAUUUUACCGCCUGGAUUUGAGAAAGCUGUGAGUUAGAGGGUUUUCAAUAUGUGAAAUGUUAUAAAAAAUUUUUAGUCGACGCUGAAUCGAACAAAGAAUGGAGGAGGAGGAGGGGAAUUCGAGGAUACGCGAAGGAAAAUUGUAGACAAGUUUUCGAGAAAUAUUCAUGGACCUAGAAAUGCGGCGACAAAACGGGUUUUGUUAGUUUUCAAAUUUUAAAUUUUCAGAAAUUCUGAAUCAGAAUCAAAUUAAAUUCAAAAAAAAUACUCAAAAACCAACCCUCUAGAAAUUCCACAAAUUCUGUUUUUUUUCCAGACCUCAAAAAAGACAAUUCAAAAAUCGUCACCGAAUUUUUCAAAUCCGUCAAACAUUUGAAACAAUCGGAAGAGGAAUUCAAUAAUAAAUCGAGAAAAAUUGAAAUUGUUGCUCCAACUCAAAUCACACUUCAAAAUCAAGAUGAUCAAAUUAUCGAAGAUGAAGAAGAAGAGGAGGAAAUUCAAGAGGAACCAAUUAUUGAUCGAAGAAAUUUGGGGAACCCGAUGAAUAAUACAAUUGAAUUGGAUGGAAUGAAAGAAUGUCGAAGAUGGAAAAUCGGAGGAUAUGAGAGUCCUGCACAAAACAUCGAGACAAAUGAUAUUCUACCAACUUGGAACCCGGAUGUUUUGACAUAUAAAUUCACGGAAUAUCAACCGAGUUCUUCUAACCAACCAGUGAAAAUUGAGCCAUCAUUUACAGCUCCAAAGAAAAAUAAGAAGAAUAAUUUGGUGCACAAACCGAUUGCUCGAUUGUCGGAAAAUGUUCAAAUCUAUCGAACACCGUUGGUUAAACGAGUUCCGAGUGCCGAGAAUUCGGCAAUAUAUACGGAGGAAUUGUGUAAAAGAUUGGCGAAUUUGAAUAUUGUGCCGUUGCGAGAUGCGUUGGAAACUAGAAAAUAUUGGAUGAUGUCGAAAAUUGUUGUGAUUAUGGUGAGGAUUUUUUUGACAUAUUGA
Messenger RNA from Caenorhabditis angaria, 2699 nucleotides. The record is from the annotation of a GenBank genome assembly. NCBI's taxonomy places the organism in Eukaryota, Metazoa, Nematoda, Chromadorea, Rhabditida, Rhabditidae.